Australozyma saopauloensis is the source of this 2358-nucleotide messenger RNA. RefSeq names its product crossover junction endodeoxyribonuclease. NCBI's taxonomy places the organism in Eukaryota, Fungi, Ascomycota, Pichiomycetes, Serinales, Metschnikowiaceae. The record is from RefSeq and is a predicted model, not a curated record. Gene Ontology annotation, molecular function: 5'-flap endonuclease activity. Bases 1 to 2358 code for a protein of 785 amino acids. The transcript has a single exon.
AUGGGAAUUGCAGACCUUUGGCCCGUCUUAAGCACCGCUGCAGGCGCCAGGGUGCCCUUUCCGGUGUUCUUGUCUGAAUUCGUCGAGAAGAAUGGUCGGCCGCCAAGAAUGGCCAUCGAUGCAUACAUGUUCAUGUUCUGGUCGCAGUUACCAACGCUGGAAGUGCUAGAUGAGCAGGUUCAGCGGCGGAUUCUUCGCAAUUUCAUGGCCAAACUCUGGUAUCUUGUGCAGAACAACGUGCUGUUUGUAGUGGUUUUCGACGGCAAGUUCAAGCCGGGAAAGCUCCGUCACGGACAUAUCCCAGAGCUUCCCGAGUCGCUAUCGUAUGACGAGGCUCUUCGGUAUUUCCGCACGAUUCCGUCCUGGAAAUAUGAAGAGGGCAAUGGUCUUGUAGAAUCGCUUAAAAAAAUCCUCCAGAGAAACCGCAUCGACUGGGUUCAGGCGCCCGCAGAGGCCGAGGCCGAAUGUGCAUGGCUCCAGCGGUUGGGCAUCGUCGAUUACGUAGUUUCCGACGACUCAGAUACUCUUGUAUUUGGUGCUACGAAAGUUUUGAGGUCUUUCAAUCGGGUGAAGUACUACGAUGAGGAAAACGAGCCGGUUCUCAGCUCCUCGGACUACUACGUCACACCCUUGGAAAUGGCGGAAAUCACCAAAGUGACAGGCCUAACGAGAGAAAGGCUUAUAUUUAUUGCUGUUUUGCGUGGUGGUGACUAUUCCUCUGGAUCGGAGGGAAUAGGCAUAACACGAGCCAAAGAGCUCGCAAUGUGUGGUACCACCAUGCUACUAGAUCUUCCGCGCAAGCUGAUGCAAGACUUUGGCUCGUUUCCGGAUUUUGCUACAAUAUUCGGAAAUUGUUUCGUGAAUUCAGAUGUUUGGACGCAAGUACUAGCGAAUCCCUACUACGGCAUCAAAGACGAACUAGAUCGUUCCGAGAGUUUGCUCUCCUUCACCGACCAUCUCAACACGUUCAUCAACCUGGAUGCGAAAAAUAUUUUUGGAAGAGCCACUAAAUUGAAGGAGCAAGUAAAGAUCGAUGACUACUACGCUAUGCUUUACUUCUAUCCUUUCGUUAACACUACGUUGUUCAAGUUUACACCUUCAUCUGUCAGUUUCGGAGAAUUAACAGCGGUGCAAAAUGAUCUAACUGUUUCCGCGCCUGGAAAGUUCGCUCGUGACAACGCUAUAUUUGGCCCUGGCGUCUUGGGAUAUCUGAACUUUGAUGACCAAAUGCAACAUCAAUUUAUAUCUGAGAUGGACCUAGUGGCUGAAAAAUAUUCGCUUCCACGGGAGAGGAAAUACAACUUGCGUCCCUUCGCUCUAAAGCUCGUUAACGAACCUAAGUUCUGGAAGCAUAUCCAUUUUGUUCGCACGAAGAACCUAGAGGGCACAAAGAUGGCAGUGUUGAAGUUUGAGAGAGUCAAUUUAAACGAGGCCGUCUACCUCAAGAAGUAUAACAAGAAGGAUUUUCCAGAGCACUAUGAUCUCAUUGAUUACCCAGAAGGUCCGGAACAGCCAACGACUGAGAAACUGGAAGAUCCAAAUUCCAACGAUGACGAGCAGAACCCCAUAAAGAUUAGCAAUGAUGAAGAUGCUGACACGCCCGAAGAAGAAAUUGAGGAAGAUGACGAAAAAAUGCUAGAGGUUGUGAUCCCUUACAAAAUGCUCGUAUACGUCUCAAAAGAGUACGCAACAAGACAUCAACUCUCGCCAAGUCGAAAGUCUCCCAAGAAGAAACUUCCUCCCCAAAAGACCACUUUGGAUAGUAUAUGGUCAAGGUUGCCUUCUCCAACGAAAGCUGCUGAACAGACCCUAGCGCAGCCCGAAGAAGCAAAAAGUGAUGAAAAAAAAUUGAAUGUGAAGUUGGAACUGGUCAAGCAGGAAAUAAUUACAAUCGAUCUAACGCAAAUUGAUGACGAAGAGCCGGGUUUGUCUGAAAGCAGCCUGGCACUCAACAAAAAGGGUGCUCCGAGGGAAAGUGAUCGUUCCAGGGCAAGAUCCCCAUCACCGAGUUCGGCAAAACAAAAGGCAUUCGCAAAACCAAGAAGAAAAUCGCCCUCGCGGAAGCUCAAAGGCUCGUUAUUACCAGGGCAAUCGAAAGUUACUUCAUUUUUUCAGCCUACAACAAGAACUAAGGAUCCACAAACACCACUCUUUGUUUCUUCAGAUGAAGACCUGGGAGCUUACGAGAAACUACAACGUGAUCUCCAACAGAUGCCGACAUUACGUAGAGGUGUCUCCUUUGAGGAGGAAGAGAGCCCCUCCAAAAAGCCCCGGCUCAACGUUAUAAAUAUCUCACCAGAUGCAUCGCCUCUCAAAGAUAAAUUCUUGGGAGAUUUCGACAUCAAAUUGCCGAUUUGA